Crotalus tigris (Tiger rattlesnake) is the source of this 5293-nucleotide messenger RNA. It is a transcript of the gene SLC22A4, whose product is annotated as solute carrier family 22 member 4. The record is from RefSeq and is a predicted model, not a curated record. NCBI's taxonomy places the organism in Eukaryota, Metazoa, Chordata, Lepidosauria, Squamata, Viperidae. Gene Ontology annotation, biological process: carnitine transport; transmembrane transport. The transcript is spliced from 10 exons. The coding region runs from base 144 to 1808 and encodes 554 amino acids. Gene Ontology annotation, molecular function: ATP binding; transmembrane transporter activity. Gene Ontology annotation, cellular component: membrane.
AAGGCGGAGUCGGACCGGCAGAGACCCCACCUCCGGAGGGAUGCCAGAACCAGUCAGAAGGGCGCAGCGCGGGCUCUGUUCAGCAGCCGGUCUGGGGGGUGUAGCUUUUCCUCCGCCGGCUGUUCUUUGUGCCCGUAGCUGCUAUGCGGGAUUACGACGAGAUCAUCGCCUUCCUGGGCGAGUGGGGUCCCUACCAGCGUCUCAUCUUCUUCUUACUCAGCGCCAGCAUCAUCCCCAAUGGCUUCAACGGCAUGUCCGCCGUUUUCUUAGCCGGCACCCCCGAGCACCGGUGCCGGGUGCCCGCCAGCGCCAACCUGAGUGUGGAAUGGCUCAACGCCAGCAUCCCCCUGGAGGAUCGUGACGGGCGGCAGGUGCGGAGCCAGUGCAGCCGCUACAGCCUCGACGCUCUCAUCAAUUUCUCCGCCUGGAACCUGGUGCCCGGCCGCGAUGUCAAUCUCAGUCAGGUGGCGCAGGAGGAGUGCCUGGAUGGCUGGGAGUACAGCCGGGAGGUUUAUCUUUCCACGAUCGUCACGGAGUGGAAUCUCGUAUGUGACAGUGAUUGGAAAGCUCCUCUAACUACAUCUUUGUUCUUUGUGGGUGUGCUGCUUGGAUCUUUUGUAUCUGGACAACUCUCAGACAAGUUUGGCAGAAAAGCUAUUCUAUUUGCAACCAUGGGUGUGCAGACAGGUUUCAGCUUCCUCCAGAUCUUCUCAACCAGCUGGGAAAUGUUCACAGUGCUUUUUCUUAUAGUUGGCAUGGGGCAGAUUUCAAAUUACGUUGUGGCCUUCAUAUUAGGCACAGAAAUUCUUGGCAAAUCAGUCCGUAUUAUAUUCUCUACGUUAGGAGUUUGCAUAUUUUUUGCAAUUGGCUACAUGUUGCUGCCACUAUUUGCUUACUUCAUCAGAGAAUGGCGGAUGCUGCUACUGGCUCUUACUAUCCCUGGGGUGUGCUGCAUUCCACUGUGGUGGUUUAUUCCUGAAUCUCCUCGGUGGCUGAUCUCUCAAGGAAGAUUCAGAGAAGCUGAAGCUAUUAUUCGGAAGGCAGCACAAACAAACAGGAUUCGAGCUCCAUCAAUAAUUUUAGAUCCAGUGGAGGUAGAAGAUUUGAAAGCCAAGCAACAUCAGGGUGUGUUUUUGGACUUGUUCAGAUCACGAAACAUUGCAAUUAUGACUUUUAUGUCUCUUCUUUUAUGGAUGCUUACAUCUAUUGGCUAUUUCGGUCUGUCACUCAGCACCCCUAAUCUGCACGGAGAUGCCUACUUCAAUUGUUUUCUGUCAGCAGUCAUUGAGGUCCCAGCCUAUGUGAUUGCUUGGCUCCUCCUGCGGAUCUUGCCUCGGCGAUAUACAAUAUCUGGCACCCUCUUCUUGGGAGGAGGAGUUAUUUUGUUCAUACAGUUAGUACCUUCAGAUCUCCACAUUCUGUCUCUCAUCUUAGUGAUGCUGGGGAAAUUUGGGGUCACAUCAGCCUUCUCCAUGCUUUAUGUCUACACUGCAGAACUCUACCCAACGACAGUAAGAAACAUGGCAGUGGGUUCUGCUUCCAUGUCAUCCCGGGUGGGCAGCAUUAUUGCACCAUACUUUGUUUUCCUGGGGGCCUAUGGUAAAUUUCUGCCUUACAUCAUCAUGGGCAGCCUGACGUUAUUAAUAGGGAUUCUCACCCUCUUAUUGCCAGAAAGUUAUGGAAAACCUCUGCCAGAGACAUUUGAUGACAUGCAACAAAUUAAUGGGUUAAGCAAAAGAAAACAUCUCUACAGGGUAGAGAAUUCAGAGCAAAGUGAACUGACCAUCAAGAAUAUGACAUCAUUUUGAUCAUAUCAGUUGAAUGGAAGAGUUUGUGGUUAACAAUAUUUCUAAAGAUAUAUGAAAGUCGAUAACACUAUUAGACAGACUUUUCUAACGAUCCUGCGGUUCUCAAAACACUGAUGUACCAAAUAUGUGGAAUUGUGUUAAAUUGCUGUGUUGGCACAAGUUACUUUUAUCAGUAACUAUUUCUCUUCCUUGGUUUGGGAUUUGUAUUUUUGUAAGGUCUUGAGUAUUUUCAUCUCUUCUUGAGGUGUAGGUAUUAUUUUAUUGUUGUAUAUGUGUAUUUAUCCUUUUUAUAACAUUUCUUGAACUCCAAACAUCAUUUAUAAGUAUUCUCGAUUAAUUAUUCUCGAUCUAUAAGUAGUCUCGAUUAAGAUCUACAGUAUAAUAUUACACUUUAGAAAAUAAAUGGCAGAAUUUUUUGUGGGUAGGGCUAUAUCUUCUAAGGCUCACUUGAAAAAUCUUUAAAGUAAAAAUUGACUAUAAUAAAUUGUGAUUUUAAACUUUAAAAGAUAUUUUUAAAAGUGAAGCACGUGUUUUGAAAUUUGUUUUCUUAUUAGAAAUAAAUUAUAACUGUUUUUUUUCUGUCAACCAGAAAAUAGCUCCGGAAAUCCAAAAUCUAAAGUUAAUCGUCAUUGGCUUCUACCUUUUAGGAAAUUUGCCUGUCAAAGAGGGAACAAUGCACACAAUACAUAGACAUGGUUUCUACACACUUCGCAUUCUAGUUAUUUAUAUGAUUAAUUAAUUCACUGGGCCCAAAUACAGCUCUUUAUUUAUUUUCUUCAAUGAGAAAUAUAAAUCAGGUAUUAUGUUGGAUGUAAGUCAGCCUACCAGAAGAAACUAUUUUAUGAAACUGGAUUUUUAAAGCAUUUUAGGUGAUAAAGUAAAUAUUAAAGAUGAUGGCGUGCAUGAGCUUGUCAAAUCCUUUGCUGAGAAAGUCAUAAGAUAAAAUAGUGAUUAAGGUCAAGUAUUCAGACAAUUGGAUCUUUAUGUAUAGAUCACAAUUUGUUGCCCAUUUAACACUGAAAUUCUUUGUCUUUUGUCAACAAAAUCAUGCCUAUAUCUAUUUCUUAUUUGAAAGGCUUAAAAUGGUAUUUUUUGAAAACGUAAAUUUCUGUAAUUCAGAUUUUGCCUGCAUCAUAGGAGGAAACUGGCUUUCUAAGUACCAUUCCUAGUAAUAUAUUAAUCAGACUUAAUUCAUUAAAAAGUAUGCAACCCACUUAUCUUAAAUGUCAGGAUCAUAACUAGUAAAUCUGCACAAUAUGCUGUGUUUUUAUACCAUUAAUCUGAACACAGCAUGCUUUGUUAUAAUACUAUUAGUCCAGAGCAAUUUGUUUUAUGACCUUAGACCAGGGGUGUCAAACUGCUGGCCUGUGGGCCGGUUUCAUCAUACUGGAGCCCCGCCCACCCCAUUGCCGGCAGUGGCAAAAAAGCUCUGAUACGUUGCAUGUCACGUGACGUCGCAAGUUUGACAUGUCUGCCUUAGAUCAAUCUUUUCCAAUGUGAUGAUCCCAAGAUAAUGCUGACUAUUGAUGAGAAUGAUGGAGUUUAUAUUCCAACACAUCUGAUGGACAAGAUUAUCUUGGACAUUUUCUAUGAUGGUUCUGUGAAGGCUGCUUUAAAUUUUACUUAGGAUGGAGUAAAAGUUUUAAAUAUGGCAAAGAAAGUCUUUAUAAAAGCAGCUUUUUCUAACCACUCCUUUGAAAACUAGAGAUGGAGCAUCUGUAUCUACCUUGAAAAAGAAUGACAAAAGACCAAAGCAGCAUUUAAAUCGAUCCCUGACCUUCAGGUGACAAAUUCAGGACUAGUAGCUCCUGUUCCUUGUAGAACACUCUGCUUUAUGAAUCCUUGCAAUAAAACUAACAAUGUAUGUUAAUUUUUUUAUGGUUCUGGUGCAACACAUUUCCAUAGUCUUAACAUGACUCUUCUAAUAAUCAAGUUACUUGUAAGAUUGCCAGUUUCCGAAUCACAAACUAUAGCUGUAGAUCCACAGUGUUUUCUCAGGUUUUUUACCUAUGGCAAACAGGCAGGAUUCUGAAACACCCCUUAGAAGAAAAAAUCUCACGCUAAUGACUUUCUCAACAAAAAUCUAUCAGACAAAUUUGUUUAAUAAUGUAUUGUAAUCUGGCAAUAUGUAAUAUAUUGUGUAUAAAUAUUUUAAACAAAAUAAUGGAUUCCUAUACAGUUUUACCUUGUUGUAAUUGUAACUGUUUCUAAAACAAUAUUUGUGGUACUUUUUUGGAAAAUCUAGUUUUGUUAGAGUUUUUUCAUAGUUUUAAGAGUCUCUUGAUUUUUAGUUCAACACUGUCCAGUUUAGAAAGCUGCACUUUCUAGAAGAUUGUGACUUUGCAAUUUUGUUUUUAAUUUUUGGAGGGAUCACUUCUCUAAAGACUAUUACAGUAUUACCUGACCUAGUGCAAGUUGUAAAGACAUUUUAGCCUCCUGUUAUAUCCUUAGCUUCUUAUAAUAUAGCUGCUUUCAUCUAAUGAGGUCCAAUUUAGUAGUUGAAGAAAGUCUGAUGAAAAAAGCAACAAUUGUAUUUCUUUUUACCUUUCAUUACUAGGUAGCUGAAGAUUUAUAAUAUCCAAGCAUGGAUUAUUGACAUAUUAAGUUCUAUAGUGUUUAUCCUAUAAUUACUUCAUCAAAAUAUGUUUCAGUAAAAUGUAUUCUUUGCCAAUAUAGAGUUUUCUCAGGGAUUUUUCAGAUAAUGAUUGCAAUCUUCCAAAGACAGGAAAUGGUAGGAGGACCAUUUGGAAUGGAAGAAGACGAGUCAUUUGUCACAUUUUAUUCCUCGCUUCAUUUUUUUCUGUAAAACAAUUGUGGUGCUAGCCGAAGUUUUAAUUAUGUCUCCUGGUAGGCAGCAUGCACAAUUUUGUUUCAUUCAAUGAAACACAUUCAACGGUCAUGCAAGUAGGAAAUCAAUGCUUCAAUACAGUUCCAUUUUUGCUACUGCCUUGCAGGACAUUAAAAAAGAAGGAAUCUGGUUGCUAUUAGGUUGCAAUAAAAGGCUACAAGUUAUAAAUCAGGCUGAACAAAUUCCAUUUAGCUGUUAAUUUUGUAAAGUGCCUUGUAGUCAUGUUUGGUGUUCUUUAUUUAAAGACUGAAGUUUCUCAGCUUACCAAAGUGUGAGUUAUUUGUCUCAUAUAUCUCAUCUAACAGCUCUAUUAGAUGUGUUUUGGAUUGCACUUAUACUGUAUCUGGUAAUGUACUGAAUAUUAAUUGGAAUCAGGUUCUCCAGUUGAAGGAACUGAUUUGGUGAUUAAAAGAGGAAAGAAAACGCAAUGGAUUUUCCUACUAGGCGAUCCUCAGAGUAGAUCAAGACAAAGGUGUAAAGUAGACAGGAACUCCUAUCUUACAAAUUUAUGUUCUAUGUUGGACUCUUCGCUGUUCAUUUGGAUUAUGCCAAUUAUGAAAUCUCAUGUGUCACCAUGUAACUGUAUCUCUUUAUUUUCUUCAUUGAGAGCAAGCAUAAACAAAACCUUCAAAACCUA